GCAGAGCUAACCGCCGGCGGCGGCGGCGGCAGGGAGACGGAGGAACAGCGCUGCAAGUUCCUGGUGCUGCGCCUGUACGAGGCGCUCAACGCCCGCGACGCGCGCCGGGCGCAGGAGCUGCUCGCCCCGGACCUCGAGUGGUGGUUCCAUGGCCCGCCCGCGCACCAGCACAUGAUGCGCCUGCUCACCGGCGCCGACACCAACGCCGAGUUCACCUUCGCCCCGCGCUCCGUCGACGCCUUCGGCUCCACCGUCAUUGCCGAGGGAGGCGCCGACGCUGGCGGCCAGCUAUACUGGGUGCACGCCUGGACCGUCGGCCCUGAUGGGGUGAUCACGCAGCUCAGAGAGUACUUCAACACCGACCUCACCGUCACCCGCCUCUCCGCCGCCGAGGCCACCAAGAACGCCACCGCCGCCGUCUCUCCUAGCCAGGCCUCCUCCUCCUCCUCCUCCUCCACUUCAUCCACUUCCUUGGCCCCCACGCCCAAGUGGCCCAAGUGUCUGUGGGAGAGCCGCCGCGCUGAUCGCGCCCGCAAGUCGCUGCCGGGCCUCGUCCUCGCCAUCUAAGAAGUGAACUGCCUGCAAGAAGUCAAAGGUGUUGGCGUAUGGGCUGAACUGAACUGAACUGCCUGCUAGUAGAGUUCAGUGAUCCCACAUUUCCCCUACCACUACUAGUAUUGCUUUGCGUGUUUGAAUUAGCAAGUGUGAUUUAGUGCUUGGUCAAAGUUAUGGAUUAUGGUGUGUACUGCAGCUGCAGCAAUGGCUCGCUAUUGCUGCUGAAUAAAAGUAUCAGAGUGUCUUUGGGUGU
Molecule: messenger RNA, 808 nt
Organism: Lolium perenne
Lineage: Eukaryota; Viridiplantae; Streptophyta; Magnoliopsida; Poales; Poaceae
Product: senescence associated gene 20-like
Source: RefSeq, a predicted model, not a curated record